GAUUGGUGUCGAUUCAGUCAAAUAUUAGCGCCUGUUUUCCAGGAGUCCUACACUAAAGUGCUCGAAGAGUUUCCGGAACCGGGAAGAGUGCUGUUCGGCAAAGUCGACUGCGAGCACGAAACCACUUUGGGAACACGUUUCCAUAUCUCGAAAUAUCCUACUCUUAAGCUUUUAAUGAAUGGAAAAGUAAUGAAACGUGAAUUCCGUGGACAGCGAAGUGCGGACUCAAUCGAUCCGAUUAAACACAUCCAAAAUUUUGACGAAUUCAACAAAAUAGACGAAACGAAAGCUUCAUUAAUCGCUUAUUCAUCUUCACUCCCAAACACAUUACAAGACUAUAAUAUAUACCGAAAGGUAGCCAUAGAUUUACGAGACGACUGUUCCUUUUAUUGGGUGACAGGAGAUCCCUCGCACUCACACCUCGCGGACGGCAAGUCACUGACGGUUCUGUUCAAACCGUCGCGCUCUAAGCCCAACGACAACGACCUGACGUAUCCGGGAGUCCUUCAAAGUUACGACGAGUUGAGCACUUGGUCUACAGACAAAUGCAUUCCUCUCGUGCGUGAGAUCACCUUUGAAAACGCCGAAGAGUUGACCGAAGAGGGGCUGCCAUUUGUCAUACUAUUCCACGCGCCCGACGAUAAACACAGUAUUGAUGUCUACACGAAAGUGGUUCAAACGGAACUGCUGUCUGAGUCGGGAAAUGUCAAUUUCCUGAUCGCCGACGGCUUGAAAUUCGCGCAUCCGUUACACCAUUUGGGCAAAACUCAAAAGGACUUACCGUUGAUCGCAAUCGACAGUUUCAGACACAUGUAUUUGUUUCCCAACUUUAAUGAUAUCGAAAUCCCAGGAAAAGUGAAAACAUUUCUGCAAGACUUGUAUUCCGGGAAACUUCACCGGGAGUUCCACUUCGGAGCCGAUCCCGUGACCAAUGAAAUUCCGGCCCAAAUUGCCGGUCAGACGAGUCCUCCAGAGUCGACAUUCGCAAAGCUGGCGCCGUCGAGGAAUAGAUACACGCUUUUGAAAGACGAGUUGUGAUAAACAAUUAGACUAAAAAUAACAAAAUGCAAUGAAAUUAACAAAAAAUUUUAUAUUUAUAUUUUUGUUUGACUUAAAAAACGUUUUAUUUAUUCAGUCAUUCCUGUAUUCAAAAUAAAAAUUUGAGUAAAAAAGCGCGUCUAAAAUGAAUUUAAUUUAAAA
Medioppia subpectinata is the source of this 1200-nucleotide messenger RNA. The record is from the annotation of a GenBank genome assembly. NCBI's taxonomy places the organism in Eukaryota, Metazoa, Arthropoda, Arachnida, Sarcoptiformes, Oppiidae.